UCUGGAAUCGAAUUAAAAUUCUGACUAUAGACUAAAAUGUUGCUUUUGUGUGCUAAGCAUUGAUUCGAUAGAAUAAUAUUCUAGAAUCUAGAAUUAAGUAAAGUAUUUUAAGUAUAUUGCAGUAUACUCGUGAUCGUGACUAUCAUAUAAAUAUACAAAUAUAAAACAUGUCUAAUGUAUUUGGGUUAAUUGUAUCAGGGCGCCUCGUGCAGACAAACUUUGCGCCACUAUCUGAGACUCAGUUUCUCAUCACAAUCACGGAAGCGGAUAAUAUUAACCAUGCGGUGGUCUUCCUAACGGGUGUCGCGCCACUGCCGGCCGGUACCGUGGGCAUGGUGUAUUGGAGCUGGCCAGACCCAGCUGCACCACCCAACUGGCAACUUCUAGGACAUAUUUCCAAUACAAAACCCUCCGCUAUCUUUAAAAUAGGAACUUUGAAAAAGCUACACGAAUUAUCAAGUGAAAAUAAAUUUAUAAGUGCGUUUGGUCAGCAACAGAUAUGUCACAACGCUCAGAUUGGUAUAGCUAUUGAACCUGAAUCAAAUGUUCAACUGCUUGCUUCCUCUGUAGUAAGUACAUCAGCUACUUAUGUAUUUGGUUAAAGUUUACUUUGUCUUCAAAUAUGUUCACAUGGUGGUUGUAGUUCUCAAACCUAUUGUUCUGGAUGUGAUGUGAAAGAAGAACAGGUGGAAUUAAUCCAAAGAGUUUCUAUUAAAACCUGGUUUGUUGAAUUACAUAGAAUAGGUAUGUUUUUACCAUCAACAUAUUAAAUGCCCACGGGAAGAAGUGAUACAUCUAAUAAGAGCCGAGCUGCAGGUGAAACCGUGCGAGGAUAUCUUGUAAUUAUUAAACAUAAUCUAAAACGUAAAAUAUAG
Messenger RNA from Spodoptera litura, 875 nucleotides. RefSeq names its product protein OPI10 homolog. The record is from RefSeq and is a predicted model, not a curated record. Gene Ontology annotation, molecular function: nuclear import signal receptor activity; Hsp70 protein binding. NCBI's taxonomy places the organism in Eukaryota, Metazoa, Arthropoda, Insecta, Lepidoptera, Noctuidae. Gene Ontology annotation, biological process: protein import into nucleus. Gene Ontology annotation, cellular component: cytosol; nucleus.